Molecule: messenger RNA, 1750 nt
Organism: Micromonas pusilla CCMP1545
Lineage: Eukaryota; Viridiplantae; Chlorophyta; Mamiellophyceae; Mamiellales; Mamiellaceae
Exons: 1
Source: RefSeq, a predicted model, not a curated record
CGACGCGCGCGGACGGCCUCGCACGACGCGCGCGCGCGAGGACGACGCCGAGAGGACUCGCGCGCGAUCGCGGAGACGCGCCUUCGCGUCGAUACGAGCGCGCGGUCGCGUCGCGCGGUCGCGUCGACGCGCGCGAUUCGUUCGUCGUAGUCGUGGAUUCGUUUCAUUCAUCCUCGACGCGAAGAAUCGUAGUAGUCGCGUAGGACGACGGACGCGGACGCCGAGGCUUCUCCGGAAUCGAUCGCCGCGCUCGGGAUCGCGAUGGGUUCCGGCGCGGACGGCGACGACGCCGCCGCCGCGGACGCGGUCGUCGACCCCGAGCUCGUGAAGUCCGCCGCCUACGACGCCUCGGUCUCGUCCCUGCGACAGAAGCUCCGCGUGAGGACGCGCGAUCCGACCGAGUCGGAGACUCGCGUCGUCGUCGCCGUGCGCGCCGAGGCGGCGCGCAUCUUCGCCUCCGAGCUCGCGCCCGACGCGACGCGCGGCGAGCCCGCGUACGGGAACCGCGACGCGGACGACGCCAUCGCGGGGAGCGACGACGGGCGCGCGGGCGGCGGCGCGGGGGGAGCGCUCGGCAGGAAGAAGUCCUUCGGCGGAAUCGGAGCCUCGGGCGUUGGGCCGGGACGGAGUCUCAUCAGGUCGUCCUCGUUCGAGGGCGGAGGAGGAGGAUCGAACCCGCCGGAUUCCGAGACGGACGACGACGCGGACGCGCACCUGGCCGUCGGCGCGGAGAUCCUCAACAAGGAAGUCAGAGACGCCGCGCAGGCGUACGUGGACCGAAGAGAACGCGAGUUUUGGCGAGACGCCAAGUUGCGAUUUCCAUCGUUGAUGGAGGAAGAGCUGCGACGCGCGACGGCGGCGAUCGACCCCUCGCGCGGUUCCAGCGGCGCCGCCGCGGCCGCCUCGUCAUCGUCCUCGUCGCAAACGCAAACGCAAACGCAAACGCACGACGCGCUGGCGUUCAUGACCAAGGACGCGCGCGCGAAGCUCCACGCGAACGCGAAGCGAAGCGCGCAGCGAACGUUCAACAACGAGCUUCUUCACGCGCGGUUACGCGCGUGGCCGCGCGACCGGGUGUUACGGGCCGUCGAGGCUGGGUACAAGCGCGCGUUCGCGGAGCGCGCGGCGGCGAUCAGGCUGGAGAGCGCGAAGGAGAGGGCGCGGCGGGAGAAGGAGGAGCAGAAGAGGGCGAUGGAGGAGAUGCACGCGACGAUGAAAGCGAAGCGAGCGGCGGCGGCGGCGGCGGCGGAGGCGGCGGAGGCGGGGAAGGCGGACGAGGACGACGACGGCGGCGGCGGCGCGUCUGCGGACGUCGUCGUCGCCGCCGCCGCCGACGACGACGACGCCGACAGCGCGAGAGAGGUCGCCCACGCGGACGCGCCCGAAGUCGCCGAGCCCGAGCCCGCGGCGGCGGACGCGGCGACCGAGGAGACCGAGGCGAAGGCGGAGGAAGAGACCGCCGCUCGGGAAGCCGACGCGAACGACGCCGAGGCGGCGCCCGCGGAGACCCCCGCGGAAGAGGCGCCGGCGGCGCCGGCCGCGACCGCGACCGCGACCGCGACCGCGACCAAAGAGGAUCCCGCGGAGACCCCCGCGGAGGAAGCGCGUCCGGCGGCCGAGGAGACCCCUCCCCCGCCGCCGCCGCCGCCGCCGCCGCCCGCUCGAAAAGCCGUCGGCGCCGACUGGAACCGCGCGCACGGCCUCGAGUGGAUCGAACCCGCGACGGUCCCCCCGACCCCCGCGGAGUCGU